Messenger RNA from Phlebotomus papatasi, 1309 nucleotides. Its product is annotated as peptidoglycan recognition protein 1-like. The record is from RefSeq and is a predicted model, not a curated record. The transcript has 2 exons. Gene Ontology annotation, molecular function: N-acetylmuramoyl-L-alanine amidase activity; zinc ion binding. NCBI's taxonomy places the organism in Eukaryota, Metazoa, Arthropoda, Insecta, Diptera, Psychodidae. Bases 202 to 972 code for a protein of 256 amino acids. Gene Ontology annotation, biological process: peptidoglycan catabolic process.
AAUUUCCGUGUGCAAUUGCAAAUUGACUAGCUGUAUUUAUUUCACUCUUAAAAUAUUCUUCCCAGGUGAUUAAGAAUCUCGUUUGAGUAUACAAUUAUAUCAGAUGCAAUCUCAAUGGGUCAGGAGAAAAAUCUCACAACGUAGGAAAGAUAGUUGAUAGUUGUGGGUGAUCGAGUUACAAGUCUUUGUGGAAUAAAAAAAAUGGAUAAAAAAGUGUCUGAAAAUACAAAAUUUGAAACAACCGAAGAUGAUAAGGAGAAAGUUAAAAGUUGCUGGUGCUACGGAAGUGUUUGUACAGGCUGGCUCCUGUUUCUCUUCAGUGUAGUCAGUAUCAUAAUGAUUGUGGUAUUUCUGAGCAUGCGAGGUGAUCCUGAUUGUCAUGAAUUGAGUGAUUCAGAAUCAGAGGAAGAAGAAUCCACAACAAUUGACAUUGAACAUCAAGUACCAACGGAUGAUGAACACCUACUAAGGAUUGUCAGUCGUCAUGAAUGGGAAGCUAGACCAGAAUUAAAUGAACCCGUCCAUCUGCAUUUGCCCACAAAAAGAGUCAUUGUAUCUCAUACAGCUACGGAUAAUUGUACAACAAUGGUGGAGUGCAUUAAAGUGGUACAGGAUUUGCAGAAAUUUCACCUGGAUACCCAUGGAUGGGAUGAUAUAGGGUACAAUUUCCUCGUGGGAGGCGAUGGAGCAGCUUAUGAAGGCCGAGGUUGGGAGAAACAAGGAGCUCAUACCAAGAAUUAUAAUGUUAAUGCAAUUGGAAUUGCCUUUAUUGGCACUUUCAACAAAGUAACACCACCCGAGGAGCAGCUGAGGGCUUUCAAAAAUCUCCUACAGUGGGGCAUUGACUCACAGAAACUCGAUGAGAACUACAAACUCUUUGGACAUCGACAAUUUUCACCUACAAGCAGUCCUGGACAAAUUCUCUACGACAUCAUCAAGUCAUAUCCUCACUGGUCUGAGAAUAUCAAUUAGCAAUAAAUAUUAGUAAGUUUUUUUCUAAGUUAUCAUAGGGUCUCAAUCUCUCAAUCAGUUCAAAUAUUUCUGCAAUUUUUUUUCGCUAGAUUUAAACACCUUUCAGAGUGAUAUUUUAACAGAAAAAUUGCACAAUUUGCUGAUCAAUUCCACAAUUAUCACAAAUUCAAACUAAUUUCAGAAACUACAGGAAAAUGUUGCUAAGAAAAUUUGUUCCAUUGUUUACCUAUUGUGAGAAAAAGUUCACAGAAUGUUCUUUAUACGCAAAAAUAUUUCUAAAGUGAUGAAAAAGUAAAAAUGUCAGAGUUCAAGCAAAUAAAAUUGCCUUUUUUCAUUA